AUGGAGCAGGGCCCUGAACGGCUCACCCCUCCAAAGUCUGACGUCUCUGUCCGUGUGUCCUUCCCUUGCUGCAGCCGCCUCAGCUCCGGAAAGCUGCAGGAUCUGGGGGUCGUGGAAGGAAGCAAGUUGACGCUGGUCCCCACGGUGGAAGCUGGCUUGAUGUCUCAGGCCUCCCGACCAGAACAAUCAGUGAUGCAGGCUCUGGAGAGCUUAACGGAAACUCAGGUGAGAAGCAGAAAUGUCAGGGCCUUGACACCAAAGCCCCGAUGUCCUGUAACACUGCCCACCCUGCCCCCGUCACGGCGGGGAUGUUCCGGUCACACGGGGCCAGCGCGCAAACGGUUAACAGCAGCGUCGUCUCGUCUUGCUCAGAGGUGGACUGUAGCUCCCGGAGCAACAACUCCGCCAGCAGCAGCCCAGUCCCGCAAACCCGGCGCCGUCAUCGAGAGCUUCGUUAACCACGCACCUGGGGUCUUCUCAGGGACCUUCUCCGGCACUUUGCACCCCAACUGCCAGGACAGCAGCGGGCGGCCCCGGCCCCCGCCCCUUCUUCGGACCAACAGCAACAGCAGCGUGUCUAGCGAGGGCAGCCUGGACCUAGACUUCGAGGAUUCGGUGUGGAAGCCGGAAGUCAAGGCGGACCUGAAAUCGGAAUUUGUCAUAGCAUAGACCCCAGGCCUAUGGUGGGACGGACCCCACUGGGGAGAGCCAGGACUCUCAUCUCUUCUGUCCCACUGCUUGGGUCUCCUCCCUCCCUGCCGGAUGCCUUGGGCGGACCUGAGCGAUCUGUCGGGAAAGUCUCGGAGAGGUCGCCCCACGUUUGGUCUCGUUUUGUUGUGUUCCUGGUUUGUUUUUCCGAGGGGAGGGGAGGGGACGGGGGGGACGGGAGCGCUCCCGGCCCCGCGGGGCUGGGAGCAGCAGCGCCCGAGUUCCAAGCGAGCGAACUGGAUUUGGUUUUGCUCCCAUUUGCGAAGACGUGGAUUCUAACAUGCCUGCCUUACGCCGCCACCGAACCAAGAAAACCCACGCCCGAGACACUGACCCAGCCUGCCUGGCGAAUGGCGCAGCCUCCGGACUUCCUACUUAUUUUUUUUUAUUUUUUUUGCAGAGCGGUGCGUUCGCUCGUCGGAGGAGGGAGGGGACCUGUGGGUUAUCAAAGCUGCUCAUUUUGCUGUGAACGCCCCAAGCAUGCACAGGACAGGCCGGCGUGGAGC
Molecule: messenger RNA, 1214 nt
Organism: Pelodiscus sinensis (Chinese soft-shelled turtle)
Lineage: Eukaryota; Metazoa; Chordata; Testudines; Trionychidae
Source: RefSeq, a predicted model, not a curated record